GUCGCCGCCGCCCGAGCGCAGCAGAGCGCACGCCGAGCCCGUCCGUCGCCGCCAUGGCCACCACGGUGACUUGCACCCGCUUCACCGACGAGUACCAGCUCUACGAGGAUAUUGGCAAGGGGGCUUUUUCUGUGGUCCGACGCUGUGUCAAGCUCUGCACUGGCCAUGAGUAUGCGGCCAAGAUCAUCAACACCAAGAAGCUGUCAGCCAGAGAUCACCAGAAGCUGGAGAGAGAGGCUCGAAUCUGCCGUCUCCUGAAGCAUUCCAACAUUGUGCGCCUCCAUGACAGCAUCUCCGAGGAAGGUUUCCACUACCUGGUCUUCGAUCUGGUCACUGGUGGGGAGCUCUUUGAGGACAUUGUGGCCAGAGAGUACUACAGUGAGGCGGACGCCAGUCACUGCAUCCAGCAGAUCCUGGAGGCGGUUCUCCACUGCCACCAAAUGGGGGUCGUCCACAGGGACCUCAAGCCCGAGAACCUGCUCCUGGCCAGCAAGUGCAAAGGGGCUGCGGUGAAGCUGGCGGACUUCGGCCUGGCCAUCGAGGUGCAGGGGGACCAGCAGGCGUGGUUUGGGUUUGCUGGCACGCCAGGCUACCUGUCUCCCGAGGUCCUGCGCAAGGAGGCGUACGGCAAGCCGGUGGACAUCUGGGCGUGCGGGGUGAUCCUGUACAUCCUGCUCGUGGGCUACCCACCCUUCUGGGACGAGGACCAGCACAAGCUGUACCAGCAGAUCAAGGCCGGGGCCUAUGACUUCCCGUCCCCUGAGUGGGACACGGUCACUCCCGAAGCCAAAAACCUCAUCAACCAGAUGUUGACCAUCAAUCCCGCCAAGCGCAUCACGGCACACGAGGCACUGAAGCACCCGUGGGUCUGCCAACGCUCUACUGUGGCCUCCAUGAUGCACAGGCAGGAGACCGUGGAGUGCCUGAAAAAGUUCAACGCUCGGAGGAAGCUCAAGGGUGCGAUCCUCACCACCAUGCUGGCCACACGGAAUUUCUCAGCAGCCAAGAGUUUACUCAACAAGAAAGCAGAUGGAGUUAAGCCCCAGACGAAUAGCACCAAAAACAGUGCCGCUGCCACCAGCCCCAAGGGGACGCUUCCUCCAGCCGCCUUGGAAUCAUCCGACAGCACCCAUACCACCAUAGAGGAUGAAGACACAAAAGCCCCCAGGGUCCCUGACAUCCUGAGCUCCGUGAGGAGGGGCUCGGGGACCCCAGAAGCCGAGGGCUCCCCGCCCUGCCCGUCUCCGGCUCCCAUUAGCCCCCUGCCCGCCCCAUCCCCCAGGAUCUCUGACAUCCUGAACACGGUGAGGAGGGGUUCGGGGACCCCAGAAGCCCAGGGCCCCCCACCCUGCCCGUCUCCGGCUCUCCCAGGCCCCCCACUCACCCCGUCGCGGAAGCAGGAGAUCAUCAAGAUCACGGAGCAGCUCAUCGAGGCCGUCAACAAUGGCGACUUCGAGGCCUACGCGAAAAUCUGCGACCCAGGCCUGACCUCGUUUGAGCCUGAAGCCCUGGGCAACCUGGUUGAAGGGAUGGACUUCCACAGAUUCUACUUCGAGAACUUGCUCGCCAAGAACAGCAAGCCGAUCCACACAACCAUCCUGAACCCGCACGUGCACGUCAUCGGCGAGGACGCAGCCUGCAUCGCCUACAUCCGCCUCACACAGUAUAUCGACGGGCAGGGCCGGCCCCGCACCAGCCAGUCUGAGGAGACCCGCGUGUGGCAUCGCCGAGACGGCAAGUGGCAGAACGUGCACUUCCACUGCUCGGGGGCGCCCGUGGCCCCGCUGCAGUGAAGAGCCGCUGCGGCUGGUUUCACCACGGGACAGACUCGGUGUUUGGAGCCCAGCUGCCCUCGGGCGCACGGCCUGCCUGUCGCAUGUUUGUGUCUGCCUCGUUCCUCCCCUGGUGCCUGUGUCUGCAGAAAACCAAGACCAGAUGUGAUUUCUUUUUAAAAACAAGAUGACAACGACAACCACACACACAAAAUUGACGUCGAUGAAACGGAAAAAAAAAAAAAAACUAAACAAGGGAAAAAGCUGUAAAAAUCACUGGCAUUUGUGGGGCUUCGAACCUUCCGGCCGCACCCCACCCAAGCUCCACGUGUCUGUCCGCUCCUGGCCUCCUCCAGGGACUGGCCGGGGGAAUGAACUUGUCCACCAGGGCCUGCCGCCCGAGGAACAGUUCGCUAGGUGGUGCCCACCCCCCAAGAAGUCUGCAUCCUCCCUGCCGUGCAUGGCUCCUGGUCAGAAGAGUCAGGUGUUGUCAGGGGAGGACUGGGGGGUGGCAAGGGGGCCCGAGCACGGCUGUCUUCCCUCCCACUUCCCUUCCCUCCUCUCUUCCCUGAGAAGGUGUGGAUGUGGGCUCCCAGUGUUCCUGGCAUGGGUGAUCAGUGCAGCGGCUGGGCCAGCCUCUGGGAGGAUGCUGAGCCAUCCAAGGAGGCCCAGGGAUCCAGCUCGGGUCUGGUCGGGGCCAGGGAGGUGCACUGGGGGAGGGGUUGCAGGGAGGCACACCUUAGUUUCAGAUCUCACACCUGGCAGGAGACAUGGGUGAGGACAGUGCUGGCAGCAGCCCGCUGAGGAAGGGACCCCCUGGGCUGGCCUCUCUUCUGCUCGGGUACCUCUCCGUCUUUGCUCACCUUCUCCCCCGUCCCCAUGUGGGUGUGGGGCAGAAAGGAGAGAAGGGUCAGAGGUGGGCGGGUGUUUCUGGCUUCCAGGUAGAGGCAGGGGCCAGGCAAGUGUUUGCUGAAGAGGCUGCACUUUUAAGAGUUUGUGCCAGAGCAGCAGGGAGCAGAGAGCUGCACUGGGCUGCGAGCGACAGGGACCCAGGGGUGGGGAGGCGGGUCCCCCUGUGUGCCGGUGGGCACUAUGGUGAGCCUCUGGGACAGGCUGCGUGGUCAGGUGGUGGCAGAGAGAGCCGAAAGCGUUUGGCCAGGCAUGGGGGUGGGUAUGAUCUGGCCUCCUGGGCUAUACUCGGGGGGUGGUCAGGGGCCGUGAUCCCAGAGGUGCAGGACGCACCCCCCCAACCCCAAUAUCUACCCCUUCAACUCAUGUUGUUUUCAACAAGGAUUUUCUUUAUCUUCUCCCCAUACAAGCCAAGGGAGGGGCCCAGAGUGGGGAACAGGACACAGGAUGCUGGUUUCCAAGGGGGACUGUCCAUGGACAGACACUCAGAGUGGACGCUCACCUGCCUGUCUGCGGCUGUGCUCAGGACAGCCGUCCCCACCCAUGGACACAGGGUAAACAUCUGCAGGGCUCCCUGGGCCUCGGGCAGCGGCAGGGCUCGCCGUGGACAGUGUGCGGCCCAGCCGCCCUCACCUCCUGGGGCCUCCUCCCCUCCUCUCCCCGCUCACCCGUUCUCUCCAGGGAGCUGCCUGUCUGGGAUAAUUUGGGGAUUUUUUUUUUUUUUUCUGGGGGAGAGUUCUUUUGCAUGACCCCUCAUGAGCAAGCCACACCCGCUCUUCUAGCUAGAUGUCCGUGGUGUGGCGGCAUCGGCCGGCCUGCCCUGCAGAGGGUCGGCUGCCCACGGUGCUGGCCGGCCUUUCCUCUUCUCUCUUUUU
Molecule: messenger RNA, 3556 nt
Organism: Dama dama (fallow deer)
Lineage: Eukaryota; Metazoa; Chordata; Mammalia; Artiodactyla; Cervidae
Gene: CAMK2B
Product: calcium/calmodulin dependent protein kinase II beta
Exons: 21
Coding region: 54-1793 (579 amino acids)
Biological process (GO): protein phosphorylation
Cellular component (GO): cytoplasm; neuron projection
Molecular function (GO): ATP binding; calmodulin binding; calcium/calmodulin-dependent protein kinase activity
Source: RefSeq, a predicted model, not a curated record